CAAGUCUGUGCCCGAGAGACAGAGAGGAGGAAAACCCAGAGGGAGGAAGCCUGACCUCAGCAAUCUCUUUUUUGCUCCCGAAGUCUUUUUCCUGUGGCCCAGCCAAGACUGCUGCUCUAAGAAGAGAUCUCCAGACUCACAGAGAAACCCCAUCUGGCUUCGGAGGCUGAGUGCUGCUCAGCCACAGCAGCUCUGAAUCCCCUCCAUGAAUCCUCGGAAGAAAGUGGACCUGAAACUCAUCAUCGUUGGAGCCAUUGGUGUGGGAAAGACCUCUCUCCUUCACCAAUAUGUGCAUAAAACGUUUUACGAGGAAUACCAGACCACGCUGGGGGCCAGCAUCCUCUCCAAGAUUAUCAUGCUGGGUGACACAACUUUGAAGCUACAGAUCUGGGACACGGGCGGUCAGGAGCGGUUCCGCUCCAUGGUGUCCACAUUCUACAAAGGCUCCGAUGGCUGUGUCCUGGCUUUCGAUGUCACCGACCUGGAGUCCUUCGAAGCCCUGGAUAUCUGGCGGGGCGAUGUUCUGGCCAAGAUUGUCCCCAUGGAGGAAUCCUACCCCAUGGUGUUGCUGGGGAACAAAAUCGAUCUGGCUGACCGGAAGGUGCCCCAGGAGGUAGCCCAAGGCUGGUGCAAGGAGAAGGAUAUUCCGUACUUUGAAGUCAGUGCCAAGAACGACAUCAACGUGGUGCAAGCCUUCGAGAUGCUGGCCAGCCGGGCUCUGUCGAGGUACCGAAGCAUCUUGGAGAAUCACCUCAUAGACUCCAUCAAGCUCUCGCCGGAACAGUCAAGGAGUAGCUGCUGCUGAGCUCCCGCUCUGGACGCCCAGAGAGAGCCAGCCUGCCCUGGGCCUGGCCGUCCCGGCUCGAGAUCAGAUGACAAACCCUUCCAGCCCUGCCGCCUGCCCAGGCUCAGCCCAGGGGCCAGAUGUGCGGCCAGAGCCCUUGGCCCUAUCGCUGGGCUUCAGGCUGAGUGUAGGGAGGGCAGGGCUGGGCCCCCAGGGGUCUGCAUGAAGCCCAGAGUGUCAUAGCCAAAUCCUGGCCUGGAGAAGUCACAAUUCCCUCAGUGGCUCCAGCUUGCUGCCACCUGCCCUCCCCAAACACGCUCCUGCUCUGGAAAGCGGAUCUCUGCAGACAGGCCACUGUCUCUAGAUAUGGUUAGAGUCUCCUGUGGACGGCCCUUCUCACUCUGUCCCACCUCCGACCCCUGUGGCCACAAGCACAGCUGUGGACAGUGGUGCCGCUCAGCCUCCCUGGGCGAUCAGGCCAAGCAGUGAGGCUCCGACACUCGUGCUGGCCCUGCCUGGACUGCAGGCAGAAGCUCGUCAGGCCCAAGACAGCCCUCUGCUCCCUCCAGGGUGCAGGACUGAGGGAACACAGGAAAAGCCACCAGGGCUCUGGCUCAUUGCUCCUUGCUGGGUGCUCAGGCAACUGACAUAAAUCUCUGAGUCUCAGUUUGUUUGUCUGUCAAAUGGGGGUGAUGUGCGCCCUGCCUGCAUUAGAGUGUGGUUUUGAGGACCAGAAGCUGUGCUUACGUCCCAGUUGCUGUUGUUGAUAUGCAUUCAUUUACUCCUUCAACAAGCACGUCUGAGUAUCUGCUAUGCACGAUGCACUGAGGUCCAGUGACAGACAAAACAGACCAGGACCCUGCCCUCCCGAGCCCAGCUCUGGUGAGGGGAGAGGCAACAGACACAGAAUUUAAGCAGAUAUUUUCAAAAAGCAGGUAAGUUCUAUGCACAAAGUGAAACACAGUAAUGGGAUAGAGAGACAAGGGCUGGGAUGAGGUGCUAUUUUGACAAAGUGAUCCAGAAGGGCUUCCCUGAGGAGGUGACAUUUGGCCUGAGGGCUAGAGAAUAAGAAGGCAGCUGCCACCUGGGAGCUGGAGGAAGAACAUUUCAAGGAGAGGGAGCAUCAAGGGCCAAGGCCUGGAGGUGAGAGGCCACGUUCCAGGAACAACAAAAGGACAUUUUUUGACAUGAGGACUCAAAGCUGCUGCCCCAGAGACAAGGCAAAGGGGACCCAGCCCCCUGGACGGCCCCCUGACGCUCUGCGGUCUGGCCAGCAGAGGGCAGCAGUGCUCUUCUCUCCCAGGCUGAGCGGCCCGUGGGGGUGGCACGGACGCCGGCGUUUUUGUCCUGCAGGUGCUCCAAGCUUGCUCCCCGGCUCAGGCCAUAUUCAGCCCUUCGAGAUUUGUGGGGCAGAGAAUUCCAAUUUCUGCAGCCUAGAAAGAAAUGAGCAAAAACUGCAACAUAUAUGAUUUGGGCAAGAAAUCAAUGUCUGUGACAAAUACUAGAACGAUGGGCCUGGAGAGCUCGUGGCGUCUCUGUCCUUCUCUGUCCCUGCAGAGUUAAGGCCACAGCCUACUUUCUCUUCUGGCUCCAGACAACAGAGGUAGGGCCCAGCCCAGAGGGGGUGGACAAGAUGUCCUUUCAGGGUCUUCAACAGCCAAGUCCCUGCCCACCACAGGGGUCUCCUGUCCACACAGGUAUCCUUUCCUGAGUUCCGAGCAGAGCUGGGAUGUUAGCUUAGGACAGCCAGUGUCAUCUGACUCUGAAGCUACGCCCAGAGGUGGGGGGCAGCAAGGGAAUUUGGGGGCCUCUUUUCCCCCCCGCCCAGCUCUGGAGCUUGAUAUGGCUUGUCCUGGGCAGCAGCAGGAAGCCGGCGUGGGAGCAGGGUGGGCCUGGAGCACACCUGUCUGUGACAGGCCCUCCUGGCAGGGGACGGUACAUGUUGCCUGUCACGUGGGCUGUCCCGGGAGUCGGCGAGACGCGACUGGACGUGUCCUGCAUGGGUGUGCAGCAGCUCCUGCACCACAGGGGACAUAAGAACACUUUCUAAAUGUGCGCAACAAAUAAUAAAUGUGCACUUCUUUGUUUUUA
This is a messenger RNA of Lemur catta (Ring-tailed lemur), 2875 nucleotides long. RefSeq names its product RAB7B, member RAS oncogene family (gene RAB7B). The record is from RefSeq and is a predicted model, not a curated record. NCBI's taxonomy places the organism in Eukaryota, Metazoa, Chordata, Mammalia, Primates, Lemuridae. The coding region runs from base 206 to 805 and encodes 199 amino acids. Gene Ontology annotation, molecular function: GTPase activity; GTP binding. The transcript is spliced from 6 exons. Gene Ontology annotation, biological process: endosome to lysosome transport; phagosome-lysosome fusion. Gene Ontology annotation, cellular component: phagocytic vesicle; late endosome; lysosome.